This is a messenger RNA of Belonocnema kinseyi, 2313 nucleotides long. Its product is annotated as lipase 3-like. Lineage: Eukaryota; Metazoa; Arthropoda; Insecta; Hymenoptera; Cynipidae. The coding region runs from base 27 to 2198 and encodes 723 amino acids. Gene Ontology annotation, biological process: lipid metabolic process. The transcript has 15 exons. The record is from RefSeq and is a predicted model, not a curated record.
GCGCACAACGUGUUACGUUAGUUAUAAUGCCGUUCCUACAACCUAGACGAUGUCUUCUCCUGGUUUUUUUGAGCUUACACCUUAAAUCUGGAUUUGCAAACUUCGAGACUAAUCGUGAUAUUGAUACCAAGACUCCAGCUUUAAUAAGAAAGAGCGGAUAUCUUGUGGAAAUACAUGCAGUUGUCACAAGAGAUGGGUACAUUUUGGAACUUCAUCGAAUUCCCAGCAGUCGAUACAGCAGAAAUGGUCAACAAAAUCGUAAAAAGCCUAUUCUUCUGCAACACGGUUUAGCUGGCAGCUCUGCUGAUUGGGUCCUAAUGGGACAAGGAAAAUCACUCGGUUUCGUGUUGGCUGAUGCGGGUUACGACGUUUGGCUCGGGAACAAUCGAGGCAAUAUUUAUUCCAGAAAUCACACUAAUAUGAUACCCACCGAUCAAUUUUUUUGGGAUUUCAGUUUUCAUGAACUUGGAACCGAGGACCUUCCGGCGAUGAUUGACUACAUUCUUCAGCAGACUGGACGACGGAAGCUCUUCUUCGUGGGCCAUUCACAGGGGACGACCCAAUUUUGGGUGAUGGCUUCUGAAAGACCGGAGUACAAUUCGAGGGUCAUCCUCACUGUCGGCCUCGCGCCCGCAGCCUUCACCGGCCAUCUGCGCGGACCGGUUACGAAAUUGACGAAGCUGACAUACUUUGGUGUGUGGGUUGGUGAAAAUUUCGGCUAUCCAGAAUUUGGAUCCCGUUCCGCAUGGGGAAAAUUCGUAUCCAGUUUGCUCUGUGAUAGUAAAGCGCCCACACAAUUUCUAUGCAGCAAUAUGCUUUUUUUAGUGGCAGGUUUUAGUCGCGGUGAACUAAACAUGGAAAAUCUCACAGUGAUUAUUGGACACGUUCCAGCUGGCGCAUCGUGGAAACAAUUUAUACAUUUUGGACAAGGAUAUAUUAAUCCCGGAACAUUUAGACACUUUGAUUACGGAGACAGUAAAAUUAAUUUUAAAAUGUAUGGCUCUUCAAUUCCUCCAGACUACGCUUUAGAAAGAGUGAGUUCUCCGGUCGCUUUAUUUAGCAGUGCCAAUGAUUGGCUUGCAGCACCUCAAGUUCAGCUUAUUGAUAAAUAUGGCUACAAUCCAGAAGCACAUACAGUGGCUACUUAUGACGAAUAUAUUUUAGAAAUGCAUAGGAUAACUGGACCUAAGAGCAAUCCAAAUCCCGAGGGAAAACCAGCUGUUCUUCUCAUGCAUGGAAUCCUUAUGAGUUCAGCUGAUUGGAUUAUUUUGGGCCCUAAAAAGUCCCUGGGUUACAUUUUAGCAGACGCUGGAUACGACGUUUGGAUUGGAAAUGUCAGAGGCAAUACUUACAGUAGGAGACAUCUUAGUUCUUCUGUAGGCGAAAAAAGCUUUUGGCAAUUCAGCUGGCACGAAAUUGGAUUGCGCGACCUACCAGCAAUGAUUGAUUAUGCUUUGGAAAAGACUGGAAAGAAAAAAUUAUAUUAUAUUGGACACAGUCAAGGCACCACAACCUUUUUCGCAAUGGCUUCUGCAUUGCCUGAAUACAAUGAAAAAAUUGUAUCAAUGCAUGCACUCGCUCCGGUUGCAUUCUGCAAAAAUAUUGUUAGUCCACCACUUCGAUUUCUUUCAUUGAUUGCAGACCAAAUGGAAAUGGUGUUUAAAUACCUCGGCGUAUACGAACUUCGUCUCACCCAAGCAUUUUACGACAAAUUCACUUCGAAAGUGUGCGACGAGGAUUCUAUGUUACAGCCACUUUGCAGCAAUUUACUAUUUAUGAUUACUGGAUUCAGUCCUAAUCAGCUGAAUAUUACUAGGCUUCCUACCAUAUUAGGUCAUGUUCCAGCAGGAGCAUCUGUCAAACAGGCUAUCCACUAUGCUCAACUCAUGAAAAGAAAUGAAUUUCGCCAAUUUGACCAUGGUAUAUUUGGAAACCUGAAGAAAUAUGGAAAAAUAUCACCUCCAGAUUAUGAUUUGAGUCAAAUUUCUGCACCUGUAUCUCUACAUUACAGUGUCAACGACUGGCUCACUCACACUAAGGACGUGGAAAAUCUUUACAGUAAGCUGGGAAAUCCAAUUGGAAAAUUUCGAGUUCCUCUGAGUGAAUUCAACCAUUUGGACUUUCUUUGGGCAAAAGACGCAGAUACGCUUCUUUACGAGAAAAUUAUAAGUCUUAUGUCUCGUUACAGAGAAGAUUAAACCGAAUAAAUAAAUGAAUUAUUAGACCGAAUUCUUCUUCUAUUCUGCGAGUAUAUCGUUACUAAUAAUAGUGAUAAUAAUAAUAAUAAUAAUAAUAAUUAACAGAAGAGCUGUG